This is a messenger RNA of Molossus molossus (Pallas's mastiff bat), 1371 nucleotides long. It is a transcript of the gene ENTPD6, whose product is annotated as ectonucleoside triphosphate diphosphohydrolase 6. Gene Ontology annotation, molecular function: UDP phosphatase activity; GDP phosphatase activity. Gene Ontology annotation, cellular component: Golgi apparatus; membrane. Gene Ontology annotation, biological process: nucleoside diphosphate catabolic process. The record is from RefSeq and is a predicted model, not a curated record. NCBI's taxonomy places the organism in Eukaryota, Metazoa, Chordata, Mammalia, Chiroptera, Molossidae.
AUACCAAAUAAUGGUAACCUGAAGAUGAUGAAGAUGGCAUACCCCCUGGGACUAUUUGUGUGCCUGUUCAUCUAUAUCACCUACAUCAAGUGGCACUGGGUCUCCACCACCCAGGCCUUCUUCAGCAUAACUGAGGUAGCCCCAAGGACCCACUUAGAUUCCCUGGAGAUGACUGCACAUGUUGACAAGGUCUUCUAUAGAAUCAUGUCUGAUGCAAGAAGCACUGGCACCUGAGUACAUAUCUUUCAAUUCACCUGGCAGCUUGGAAAAACUCCCACCUUAACUCAUGAAACCUUCAAAGCACUCCAGCCAGACCUAUCUGCUUAUGCUGAUGAUGUUGAAAAGAAUGUCCCAUUUAUUCAGAAAUUAUUGGAUACUGCUAAACAAGAAAUUCCUUUUGACUUCUGGAAGGUUGCCCCCUUGGUUCUCAAGGCUAUAGCUGGUUUAUGUCUGUUACCAGGAGAAAAGGCUCAGAAUUUACUACAAAAGGUGAAAGAAGUGUUUAAGACAUCACCUUUACUUGUAGGGGAUGACAGUGUUUCCAUCAUGAACGGAACAGAUGAAGGCAUUUCAGCCUGGAUUACCAUCAACUUCCUAACAGGCAGAUUGAAAUCCCCAUGAAGCAGCAGUGUGGGCAUGCUGGAAUUGGGCAGAGGGUCCACUCAGAUCACCUUCCUUCCAAGAGUUGAGGAUACUCUUCAGACCUCCACAUCCAGAUACCUGACAUCACUACAGAUUUUUAAUAGGACCUACAAGCUCUAUUGCUACAGCUACUUGGGGCUCGGAUUGAUGUCAGCUCGGCUUGCGAUUCUGGGCAGUACAUAGGGUAAACCUGUGGAGGAUGGAAAGGAGUUGGUUAACCAUUUGUCACCCAGUUUCAAAGGAGAGUGGGAACAUACAGAAAUAACAUACAGACUUUCAGGACAUAAGACGGCAAUGAAUCUCCAUCAGCUGUGUGCCAGCAGAAUGUCGGAAGUCCUUCAAAAUAAAGUGCACAGAAUGGAAGAAGUGAAGAAUGUGGAUUUUUAUGCUUUUUCUUACUAUUAAGACCUUGCAGCAAAUGUUGCCCUCAUAGAUGCAGAGAAGGGAGGCAGCCUAGUUGUCGGAGACUUUGAGAUCGCAGCCAAAUAUGUGUGCCAGAUGGUGGAGACCCAACCACAGAACAACCCCUUCAUGUGCAUGGAUCUCACCUACAUCAGCUUGCUGCUCCAAGAAUUCAGCUUCCCGGGAAACAAAGUGUUGAAGAUAAGGACUCGCCUCUUGGGUACCCCUCUGACUCAGAAAAUCAACAAUGUUGAGACCAGCUGGGCUCUGGGGGACAUUCUUCAUUACAUCAACUCUCUAAAUGGACAGAAGAGGAUGGCCUCAUAG